Molecule: messenger RNA, 2400 nt
Organism: Pistacia vera
Lineage: Eukaryota; Viridiplantae; Streptophyta; Magnoliopsida; Sapindales; Anacardiaceae
Product: protein CYPRO4-like
Exons: 2
Coding region: 153-2078 (641 amino acids)
Cellular component (GO): nucleus; cytoplasm
Molecular function (GO): protein binding
Source: RefSeq, a predicted model, not a curated record
CAUUUUCAAACCCUAAAAGGAAGAAACGAAGCCAACAAGCGCAACGAUCCAAAUUCAAAUUUCGAACUUGGCGCCCUUGACAUACCCAGAUCUUCUCUCAUUUUCAAAGCUUUUCUUCAAAAGCAAACGCAAAAUCAGCCAGGAAGUCACGAAUGGGUGGGUCUCACAGUCGCGAAGAUCUCGAACUCUCAGACUCAGAUGAAUAUGAAAGCGAACAAGAACAAGAAGAAGAAGAAAAGUAUGCGGACUGCAAAGAAGAAACCCCGGAUAGGUCAUCAUCUUCUUCAAAACGCAGACCCAAAACGCCCUCAUCAAUCGAUGAAGUGGAAGCCAAGCUUAAAGCCUUGAAACUUAAGUACCCAUCAGCUGCUCAAAACCCUAAUGCUGUUAAGCUUUACCUUCACGUUGGUGGCAACACGCCAAAAGCCAAAUGGGUCACCUCCGAGAAACUCACUUACUAUGUUUUCAUCAAAACUUCAAGAAUCAACAGCCACGAUGAAGAGGAAGAUGAUGAUGAAAGUGAAAACGAAAAUGGAGAAUCAUGGUGGGCUUUGAAAGUGGGCUCCAAGAUUCGAGUUAAAGUGUCCCUGGAAAUGCAAUUAAAGACAUUUAAAGAUCAACGUCGUGUUGAUUUUGUGGCACAAGGUGUGCGGGCUAUGAAGUUUUUUAGCGAUGAGGAUUACAAGGUUUUUGUUGCUAAGUUUCAAGAUUGUUUGUUUGAGAACACAUAUGGGUUUGAAUCAAAUGAAGCAAACAAGAUGAAGGUUUAUGGGAAGGAUUUUAUUGGGUGGGCUAAGCCUGAAGCGGCCGAUGAUUCAAUGUGGGAAGAUGCAGAUGAUAGUUUCUUAAAAAGCCCUCGGUCAGCAACUCCAAUCAGGGCUAAUCAAGAUUUGACAGAGGAGUUUGAGGAGGCAGCAAAUGGAGGGAUACAGAGUUUGGCGUUGGGUGCACUGGAUAAUAGUUUCUUGGUGGGUGAUUCUGGUAUCCAGGUUGUUAAGAAUUUUAGUGACGGAAUUCAUGGGAAAGGUGUCUUUGUGAAUUUCAAUGGUGGGAAUUACAGGAGUGGUUCUAAUUUGGUGCAUUCCACGCCGAAAAAGGCGCUUCUUAUGAAGGCCGAGACUAAUAUGUUACUCAUGAGUCCAAUGAGUGAGGCAAAGCCUCAUCAUAUGACUGGGUUACAUCAGCUUGAUAUUGAAACUGGAAAGAUAGUUACGCAAUGGAAGUUUGAGAAGGAUGGUACGGAUAUUACAAUGAGAGAUAUUGCUAACGAUAGUAAAGGAGCACAAUUGGAUCCUUCUGGUUCUACCUUUUUGGGAUUGGAUGAUAACAGGCUUUGUAGGUGGGAUAUGCGCGAUAGAAAUGGGAUUGUUCAGGAUCUUGUGAAUUCUAGUGCCCCUGUGUUGAAUUGGACUCAGGGGCAUCAAUUCUCCAGAGGAACUAACUUUCAGUGUUUCGCAAGUACCGGUGAUGGCUCAAUUGUUGUUGGCUCUCUUGAUGGAAAGAUUCGGUUAUACUCGAGCAGUUCAAUGAGACAGGCAAAAACAGCCUUCCCUGGCCUUGGGUCACCCAUUACACACGUGGAUGUUACCUUUGAUGGGAAGUGGAUACUGGGGACUACUGAUACCUAUUUGGUCCUUAUCUGCACUCUUUUUACUGAUAAGAAUGGUAUGACCAAGACUGGUUUUAGUGGUCGUAUGGGAAACAGGAUUGCAGCUCCCAGAUUGCUGAAGCUUACUCCUCUGGAUUCACAUUUGGCUGGAGUUAAUAACAAGUUUCGUAAUGCUCAGUUUUCAUGGGUCACCGAGGAUGGCAAACAGGAGCGUCAUUUGGUUGCAACUGUAGGCAAGUUUAGUGUGAUAUGGAACUUUCAACAGGUGAAGAAUGGCUCUCAUGAGUGCUACCGAAAUCAGGAGGGCCUAAAGAGCUGCUACUGCUAUAAGAUAGUUCUCAAGGAUGAUUCCAUUGUUGAUAGUCGUUUCAUGCAUGACAAAUUUGCAGCCAGUGAUUUGCCCGAGGCUCCUCUGGUCAUUGCCACGCCCAUGAAAGUCAGCUCCUUCAGCAUAUCUAGCAGGCAGUGAUAUUUGUUACCUUGUCCUCUGUUCUCUAAUCUACUUUAUUAGCUUUCUCUUCUUAGCUUUGUUAAUGAAGUUUGCACUAGUUGAUGUAAAACUUCUUAGUUAAAUAUUUUACAUUGUUUAAUUAGGUCAUCUUUGCAAGUGAUUUCAGAGACCAAUGAAUUCUAAUUGUACUAUUUUUACGCAGUUUUCUAGAUCAUGUUGCAUCUUGCAAGUGAUGAGACUCGGGAGAUAUUAUUGUUGUAUAAUUUGUCAAAAAACCAUAAAUUUCUUCCUUUACGAAGGAAAUGGGAUUCUGGCAGGAGGGUUUUUUGUUGACUGCAGC